GUCUAUGCCUUGAAGAACUUUGAAUUCCAGACCAGAUCACUUUAUUUGAGAGUUCAUCUCAAGGAUAUAGCGUGCUUAUUUGAGUUAACUCUUUAUAUGCUUUUUACAGUAGUGAAAAACAACACAGUAGCUCUUGUGUACUGCUGUGUAGAGACUCUUGACUUUCCAAAGUUUUAAAAGGUCUUUUUUUGAAAUCUCCAUUAGACCAAGCUCAUUGGCUGGAAAAGACACACGCAUGCACACAAAAACGCACACCAUCCAGCAACAGAUAGCUUGGCGAAGUGUUGGAGUGUAGACCAGUGCAAGGCUAGCUACUGACACAAAGAGAGGACUUUACUGUGACUGUGGGAGUGGUUCAAGCUGUCACUCCCAUCUGUCCCAUCUUAAAACAAUAGCAAGCAAGAGAGAGAUCUGUUACAGUAGCUAACCAGAAAAAUGUCUGACAGAAUGAUUGAUUUGGAAGAGACUGCAACCCACACAGGUCCAAAAGGAGUCAUCAAUGACUGGAGGAGGUUUAAGUUGGAAAGUAUGGACCAGGAAAACCUGCCUGCUGCAAAAAAGGAGAUACUGAGACAAAUGUCAUCUCCAAGUGGGCCAAAAGAUGACUCCAGAGCAAACCUUAACCGCAAGAUGAGUGUCCAAGAGUAUGAACUGCUUAAGGAGGAGGAUGAGGUAUGUCUAAAGAAAUACAGGAAGCGGUGCAUGCAGGAGAUGCAUGAUAAACUCAGCUUUGGGCCCAAGUUUGAAGGUGUACAUGACCUGGACAGCGGCGAGGCCUUCCUAGAAGUCAUAGAGAAGGAGCAUUACAGCACAGUGGUGGUUGUCCACAUCUACAAGAUUGGGGUCAAAGGUUGUGAGGAGCUCAACAACUGCCUUGACUGCCUGGCCACUGAGUACCCCACCGUAAAGUUCUGCAGGAUUGAUGCUGUCGCAUCCGGUGCUUCUGAGCGGUUCUCAGAUGAGGUUUUGCCUACGCUGCUGGUGUACAAGGCCGGAGAACUACUGGGGAACUUCCUGGCCUGCACACAGCACCUAAACGAGGAGUUCUUUGCCACUGAUGUGGAGGCCUUCCUCAACAGCUAUGGCCUCCUGCCUGAAAAAGAGCUUGCUGCUUUGGAAGAUGAAGAAGACAAUGAUGUAGAGUGAACAAAGAAUUUACUACUGAAGAAGAUGGGAAGCUGUCUGAGAGGGCUGAAUAGAGAGCUAUGAAAGACAAUUUAAGACAUAAGAUAAGUUUUUCUUUUUGGCUACAGCAAAUAGAAACAUAACAUCUCCACUAGUUCACUAGUGUUCAUGAGUAAUGUUCUCUAAAGGAGAAAUUUUACAUCCAGUUGAAAAAAAAUUUGAUUUUACAAAUAUGGGUGAGAGUGAUAUAAUGUUUAAGAUAUCAUAAAUCCCUUCAACAACACCUAAACAAAAGCCAAAAUCAGAUAACUGUAAUUUAAAAUAAUUGCACUGUUUUAUUUUGUAAUGAUAGAAAAUAUUACAUAUUUUAAUUGUAAAAAUGUAUUAAUUCAUUAAUUCUUUGUAGCAUUAGAUAAGUUCCAUCUGUAAACAAGUUAUUUAUAAAUCCAGGGUUUGUACAAGUAACAUCCUCAAAUGUGAUACAUUUUUUAAACACCGAUAAGGUCUCUGUGGUUUUCUUUGCCAAAAUUGAAAAAAACUUUAAAGAGAUAAACAGAACAGGAACUCUUGAGAGGCCAGAGCACUAUGUGGAAACAUUUUUGUGUAAACAUGUUUUCCAAAUAUCCAGUGCAAAAUUAUCUGCCCUUGCUUCGUCAACUAGUGUGGUGGGAGGUUGUGUCUGGAAAAAAAACAUCCAUAAGCCUCUAGCAUUUUACCAUCAUCAAUGAAAUAUCAUGAGUGAGGGGUUAAUCCAUUUUUGUGCAUUUUAUGUUGUGAAAGUGGAAGUAAGUCAUGGAAAUAAACAAAGAGAAGAACCAUGUUCAUCAUCAUCAUCAUCAUCAUCAUCGUCAUCAUCGUCAUCAUCAUCAUCAUCGUCAUAUUUUAUUUGGAUUUGGUUACUAUUUUAAACUGUGUACUGGAGUAUGAUACAACAUAGCCUAUAAUAUACAUGUUGUUCAGAAUA
Molecule: messenger RNA, 2089 nt
Organism: Larimichthys crocea (large yellow croaker)
Lineage: Eukaryota; Metazoa; Chordata; Actinopteri; Sciaenidae
Gene: pdcb
Product: phosducin b
Exons: 6
Coding region: 436-1146 (236 amino acids)
Biological process (GO): regulation of G protein-coupled receptor signaling pathway
Cellular component (GO): photoreceptor outer segment
Source: RefSeq, a predicted model, not a curated record